Messenger RNA from Peronospora belbahrii, 1122 nucleotides. The record is from the annotation of a GenBank genome assembly. Lineage: Eukaryota; Oomycota; Peronosporomycetes; Peronosporales; Peronosporaceae.
AUGAGACAAGGAAUCCGACUCAAGCAUCUGCUGAUACUCUUGACGACCGUAUUACUGCUGCUUGUAAACUGUUCAAUUGUACAUGGAAAAACUAUCAAGCAGAAGAAAACGAGUCAGCAGCAGAAGACGGCAUUGAUUCCAUUGAAAGGCAGUGAGAAAGUAGCAGAAUUACAAAGUCGUGUACAUGACGGUCUUGUCUCGUUUUCAAACCAACUGUUUGAACCUUUUGUUGUACGACCAGAACGUCCGUAUCAUUUACUACUUUUAUUCACAACAAGUGAAUCAAACUGUGCCGCUUGUAAGCAAGUAGCAAUUGAAUUUGAGCUCUUGGGUCAAAGUUAUCAAGGUGCGAAACAAACAGUAAAAGCAGCACGAGACAACAACAAUCAUGAUGAUACAAAUGAUGAUGUGGAGAUCUUUUUUGGUCUUGUGAAGUUUGAAACGAAUCAACAGGCGUUUGGUAUGUUUGAAAUGACGUCUGCACCUCACAUUAUGUACAUUGGACCGGAUCGAUCUAUUGAUAGUGGAAACAAGAUAUCAAAGAAACAGAUAAUGGAACUAGCAAAGGUGUAUGAUAUAUUUACAAAUGGAAUGGAAGCUGAGAACAUUGCCAUGUUUGUGAAACAUCAGACAGGAUUUGAGAUUACCAUUCAACGGUCCAAGAUUCAUCUCUAUGUGGUGGCAGUACUGGUGCUUGUAGCAACAGUCUUGAUGGCGAAAUUAGUACUAGCUCAUUUUGACGUUGUCUUGACCAAGCUACGACGCAAACAGCUCUGGAUGACAGUCUCGCUACUGUUUUAUGGUCUUUCCGUAUCGGGUAUGGUCUUUUGUAUCAUUCGCAAUCCGCCGCUGUUUUAUGUCGAUCGCAAAGGCAAUGCUCUCUACUUUCAUCCGCAAGGAAGAGAGCAGUUUGUCUAUGAAGGGCUCAUCAUUGGUGCCUUUGACGUUGGUGCAGCUUUGUUCGUGAUUUUAUUGUCACAAUGGGCAGUGUAUGUACGUCAUCCGGCCGUCCGUUAUCUGGCCAUCGUUGGCUGCGUACUGGGCUUUGUAGUCAUGUACCGCCUGAUGACGUAUGCCUACAAAAUGAAGAAUCCAUGGUACACUGGCUGGAUGGGGAUUUAG